AUGUUUCUCUCAGUGAAUAUUAUUUUCAUUGCAUGUUGCGCGGGCGUCGUUUCUUUCACGGAGGACACGUGUUGGAGUUCGACAUGCGAGACACCGAACGUAGAAAAAUGUUGGGGCUACGAGUCGGGCUGUACACCAGAAAAAUGGAUUUACGACGAAAUUCAAUGCGACGGAGCCCACCAACCACCCCUUUCAGGUAAGACAGAACGAUUCUGGUAUGACGCCGACUUCGGGUACGUCAAGAAGUAUCGCGAAAUGCAAACCAUAUGCGCACCGGAAUUAUCCGGGAACUCGGCGUCUCCCGACGUCGGCCAAUCGGAGUUACGAUGCGACGCGCACAUGCGCAUUUGCCACGCGACGAACUUGUACGCCGAUUUCAGCAACCUUCGCAUAGCACACAGCGCGGGCUCAUACCGAGAGGACGUAUUCGAUGAGGGACAAAUCGGUGGACAUUGUCAGUACCACGAAAACCUCCAUGACAGAGACAGUGAACACAAAGGUCCCGUAUGGUCGUGGAUAUCCGAGCUACAGAGCUACAGAUCACUCGACUUCCGGCCAUUCAAACGGGACGGCUCGCCGGAUCGCAGCCACUGCGACUUGGUCGAGACUCGUCCCGUCGUGUUCAUGAAACUUGACGUCACCGUCAACAUGUACCACCACUUCUGCGACUUCUUCAAUCUCUACGCAUCGCAGCACGUCAACGGCUCGUUCACCGACGACAUACUAAUCGUCGUGUGGGACACGCGGAUGGUUCGCUGCGUCGACAGCCUAUUCGGCGCGACGUGGAGCGCGUUUACUCGUCAUGAGAGAAAGAUGAUCGCAGACUAUGAUGGUAAACGAGUCUGUUUCCGUGACGUCAUGUUUGCUUUACUUCCCCGGAUGAGACUCGGGUUGUAUUACAGCUCGUUUAUUACACCCGGAUGUCGUAACAGCGGGCUGUUUAAGGCUUUUAAUCGGCACAUUCUUGCCCGAUUGGGUAUCAAGCAGCAACGCGUGUCGAGUGAUGGGUUACUGCGGGUGACUCUUUUGGUCCGCGGGACGACCUACAGACGGAUACUCAAUGAGGACGAGUUGGUGGAUGCUAUGAGAAGUGAUGGCUCGUAUGACGUAUCCGUUGUGAAUUAUAAUUACAGCAUUCCGUUCCUUCAACAGUUGAGUGUCACACAAAAUAGCGACAUUUUUGUUGGUAUCCAUGGAGCCGGUCUCACACACUUGCUCUUCUUGCCCGAUUGGGCGACCGUAUUCGACUUGUUUCAUUGCCACGAUCGUCGGUGUUAUUACGAUCUGUCGAGGCUUCGAGGAGUCGACUACGUAACCUGGGAGGAUGAGGAAAAAUUAGAGAUGGUUGAUAUUAAUCGGGAGUAUGGAGGAGGAUACGCUAAGUUUUCGAAUUAUCGUUUCAACGUCGAAGAGUUUAUGCGUCUGCUGAAAGAGGCAGAGGCGGGCGUUCGUAGGAAAUUGCAGCUUUAUAAUUUUUCACACAUAAACGAUGCAAGAUAACAAUCGCAGUGUGUGUGUGUGUAAAAUCACGUGGUUUGGAUCAGAGUGAUGUCACAAAUUUCUAUGAUGAAACAGAAGUUCAUACUUUAGAGUGUAAUUAGUACUGGCGGCGUAAUGAUGUAACUUAUGUAUGUAGCAUCAUAUGUCCAUACCUUCAAAUGACAAAAUUCAAGUUUCUCCCCAAAUGUCUUGAUGUUAGCAUCCUGCUA
This is a messenger RNA of Corticium candelabrum, 1709 nucleotides long. RefSeq names its product EGF domain-specific O-linked N-acetylglucosamine transferase-like. Gene Ontology annotation, molecular function: protein O-acetylglucosaminyltransferase activity. Lineage: Eukaryota; Metazoa; Porifera; Homoscleromorpha; Homosclerophorida; Plakinidae. The coding region runs from base 1 to 1500 and encodes 499 amino acids. Gene Ontology annotation, cellular component: endoplasmic reticulum lumen. The transcript has a single exon. The record is from RefSeq and is a predicted model, not a curated record.